AACCAAGUUUUGAAGGAAAAACCAGUGUAGAGUUUUCUCCUUACAAUGUUAUUCAUGCACUUGAAAAAGUUGAAUGUCCAUAUGGAACUAUUCCUAUUCAGAGAAGAACCGAAGAUAAUUUGAAUCAAAGUAAAUUUUUACUCCAUGAUCCUUUCCAAACUCAAACUAACAUUCAGACUUAUGAUGCAAAAACUCAAAAUUGGUGGUUGAAGGUGGAAGAUAAGGCAAUUGGAUAUUUUCCGGCAUUGUUGUUUUCUAACUUGACGAAAGCCGAUCAAGUGGGAUGGGGUGGCAUAGCAAUGACUCCAGUUGGUGUUCCUAAGCCUCCAAUGGGAACAGGACAUUUUCCAGAUGAUGAUAGUCUAUUAAUACAUGCUUGUUAUUUUAGGGAUGUUGCAUUUCAAAAUGCAUCUAGACAAGAAGACUAUCCUCUGUUAUAUUUGACACAAUUUUACCAAAAUGCGCCAUGCAAUUGCUACCAUAUUGGUAUUUACGAAUUUCCUGAAAAUUCCGAUCAAUUUGGAGGAUUUGCUGGAAGUUUCAUUCAAUUCGGAGGACCAGGUGGUGAUUGUGGAAAUGACAACUUUUUAAAAUUAUUUGGUUUAGUUUGUGUGAUUAUAAUAAUGGUGUUUGUGAUAAUUUUUUUUCUGAUAUGUCUAAGAGCAUACUUACACAAAUCAAGUGGUUCUUGUUGUGAUGUUGUCGCUGGGAAGUUAUAAAAUACAUGAUGAACUGAUCUUGUUUUGAAUU
Molecule: messenger RNA, 750 nt
Organism: Vicia villosa (hairy vetch)
Lineage: Eukaryota; Viridiplantae; Streptophyta; Magnoliopsida; Fabales; Fabaceae
Exons: 2
Coding region: 300-719 (139 amino acids)
Source: RefSeq, a predicted model, not a curated record